Molecule: messenger RNA, 2232 nt
Organism: Anastrepha ludens (Mexican fruit fly)
Lineage: Eukaryota; Metazoa; Arthropoda; Insecta; Diptera; Tephritidae
Exons: 1
Coding region: 1206-1817 (203 amino acids)
Biological process (GO): homophilic cell-cell adhesion; synapse organization
Cellular component (GO): neuronal cell body; axon; plasma membrane
Molecular function (GO): axon guidance receptor activity
Source: RefSeq, a predicted model, not a curated record
CGAAAUUUAUUUUCCACUUUCCUUCAAUCCACUUCACUUACUUUUAGUUCCCCCGAAAAUUGCGCAUUUCGAUUUUGGCGAUCAUGCCGUGAAUUUCGAAGAAUCAGUCUCCGUAAAUUGCCUUAUCUACUUGGGCGACUUACCUAUGGAUAUCACAUGGCUUUUUAAUGAUCAACCAAUAAAUAUUUACACGGGUGUUUCUAUUGUGAAGGGCGGUAAAAAGGCUAGUAUUUUGACUAUAGACUCCGUGCAUGCUGGUCAUGCGGGCAAUUAUACGUGCAAGGCGCGCAAUGAUGCAGCUGCGGUGGAGUAUACGGCGGAAUUAAUUGUGAAUGGUGAUUUUUUAUGUUAUUUUCAUUUACUUUUUGCGCGCUGAAUUUGCUUUAAAUUUUGCUUUUAGUAGUUUUUAAUUGGGUUUCGGUUUUACGUAUAUCCAACUCGCAUACACGCAUAAGUGUUGACAUGAAUUUUAUUUGUUAUCGAAGAAUGUGAGCUGUUUUGUAUUUAAGUAUUGCGUCAAAGUUAAAGGAUUCAAAAUUUGUAUGUGCUUACAAAAUUCGCUCGAGAAAAAUGUUGCUGAAUUAAUAAAAACACACCUAAAAGUAGCUGGUUUGGCGAUUUGAAGAUUUUUGUAUUUGGGAUAAGCUGAAUAGCUGUAAAAUAUGUAUGAAUGUAACUUAAGAUAUGAAUUUGCUGGCGCCGUAGCCGAAUGGGUUGGUGGGUGACCAAAAAGGGUUCGAAUCUCCGUGCAUGAAACAGCAAAAUUAUAGAACAAGUUUUGUUCUAAUGCGGGCGCCCCUCAGCAGGCAAUGGUGUACCUUCGAAUGUUUUUCUGCCUUGACAAGGUUUCUCAUAGAAAACCAUCUGUGUGCCGUUCGGAGUCGGCUUAAAACUGUUGAUCCCUCCAUUUCACAGAAGUGUGCGCGCGAAUUAUUUAUUUAUUUUAUUCAUGAAUUGGCUGUACAAAGCUGUGUGAACUUCACUGAGUUUUAACUUUUUGCUUACGGGAAUUUUCCAAGCAACUACUGUUUCAAUAAAAUUUAUGUGUGCUUAUAACUUUUAAAAUACUCUGCUUACACUAAAUCAAAUUUUAUUUAAUUAAAACCAAAUCAGCACCGCCAAAAAUAGCGUUUUUCGACUUUGGUGAAGCACCCGCAAACUUUGAAGACUCCGUCUCUGUGAAUUGCCUUAUUUCUUCGGGUGAUAUGCCGCUUGAUAUCGAGUGGUUGUUCAACGGCGAAGCGGUUAAUUAUUUUGCUGGCGUGAAUGUCAUAAAAGGUGGUAAGCGCACUAGUGUGUUGACUAUCGACUCAGUGCAUGCGGGACACGCGGGAAACUACACUUGUAUUGCACGCAAUAAGGCCGCCACGGAUGUGUACUCAGCACGGCUGAUUGUCAACGGUUACUCGAAUUCGAUUUCUAUUCGCUAUUCUGCUAAUUAUAAUUUUGAGUUUCGAUAUGCUUUUUUCAUUAGUAAUGCUUAUGCCUUUAUUUACUUCCUUCAUUCCAUAAAAGUCCCUCCCAAAAUUACACCUUUCGACUUUGGCGAGGAUCCGGCGAAUGUUGAAGACUCUGUUUCGAUUACUUGCCUCAUUUCCUCCGGUGAUUUACCAAUUGAUAUUGAGUGGCUGUUCAAUGAUUAUGCAAUAAGUUCCUACUCGGGCGUAACUGUUGUGAAAGGUGGCAAGCGCACCAGUAUGCUGACUAUAGACAACGUACAUGCGAGACAUGCUGGAAAAUAUACUUGCAAGGCGAAAAAUUAUGCAGCUGCCGUGAAUGACACAGCUGAAUUAGUAGUUAAUGGUAUAUGCGAUUAAAGCAGAUAAACUAAGUAGCGCUGAAUUGCGCUGAAUAGCUAUUGGUUUUCUUGUAGACUUUUAUAAUUCUCAUUUUUUUUAAAUUUCUUAUCAUAAUUUUCCCUAAUUAUACCUUAACCUUCCCUUCCAUCAUCAGUCUCUCCUAAAAUUGUACCCUUCGAUUUUGGUGAGGUUCCUGCUAAUUUUGAAGACUCUGUCUCAGUGAAUUGCCUCAUUUCCUCCGGCGAUAUGCCUUUAGACAUCGAAUGGUUAUUUAAUGGUGAGCCGGUUAAUUACUUUGCUGGCGUAAAUGUGAUGAAAGGCGGCAAGCGCACAAUUCUGCUAACCAUUGACUCAGUGCAUGCAGGUCAUGCGGGCAACUACAGUUGCAGAGCGCGUAAUAAAGCUGCUACGGACAUGUAUUCAGCACAGCUAA